Messenger RNA from Paracoccidioides lutzii Pb01, 1710 nucleotides. RefSeq lists its product as hypothetical. The transcript is spliced from 4 exons. The record is from RefSeq and is a predicted model, not a curated record. The coding region runs from base 1 to 1710 and encodes 569 amino acids.
AUGACAGAGCGGAUUUCCCGCCCUCCCAGCAUAUUGCUGGAGCCACCGCCGAAAGGGGCUGAGCUGGAAGACCCCGGAGCACAAUCCCACUCAGAGAGCGAAGAUGAGCAUUUUUCUGAUGCUUCUGAAGGCAUAGUACCCCACUCUGGGUCUCGUUCUCGUUCUCCCUCGCCCAUCCCCAGAACCCGCGUAGAGAGAAUCGAUGAUGUCCCAGCUUAUGGUGAGACACCUGGUUCUCCUGCUUACGAGAAGAGAGAACUGGACGCUGUCCCAGACGAGAUCGAGAUUAUCGGCAGGGGCAUGCCCAGCAGACCAUCGUCAAGUGCAAGUGGAAGGGCCUCCUUAACCCCCGAUGCAGUUCAGAUUCCGCGGACCGUUGUCGAGAAAAUCGACCCGAGCUCACCCAGCUAUGGAGAGGAGCCAGGAACGCCAGCCUACGAAACUCACAAAGCAGAUUCUGCUCCGGAUAUGAUAUGGAAAAUUGGUGACCAAGGCCCUCGACUUUGGAAUGUGCCACCCGACCAAACAGGGCAGAGGGUAGAGGGUUUCCCCGUUCCAGAAACGUUACUUUCCCGUGUUGAAUCUCUCCCUGAAGACCACCCUCGUCGAGCAUUUAUUGCACACAAGAGGCACCCUAGUGAUGCAAUGCCAGAUACCAUCGUGACAGUGCCGGAUGUACUAGGAUCUCCAAACGCUUCACCGAGUAGAUCCGAACAUCGAAGUCACGUCCGGCGGAAAAGCUCCGUAGCAGAAAACCAGAGCUCUGAGAAUGAUGCUUCACAACAGCCUGCAGGAGACGGAUCUGACGAUCGACCUUUUGGUGAAGAUUUUGAUGACUUCGAGGAGGGGGAUAGAACCAUAGAUGAUGAUGAUUUCGGUGAUUUUGGUGAAGCAGCUUUUCAGGGACCAAUGGAGGUUAUCCAUGAGGGUGCGACUCAAACAGACAAUCAUCCCAUCCUACAACAACCUCCUCCACCUUCCUUUCCCCCCCUCAUUGACAUCGACUCCAUAAAAAACCUCCAGGACCUCCUAGGAGCAACAUCCAACCAUCUUGACACCUUAUUCCCCAGCUCCGCAAACCUCUCAUCUCUCCCCCCAGUCGAACCCUUCCCAGAUGCCUCCGCCAUCUUCAUCACAGACCGCUCUCUCUCCCUCUGGUCCCAACUCGUCGCCCCGCCCCCCCUCCAACCACCCAACUGGAUAAAAUCCCGCAUCCGUCGCCUCUUCCUCGUCUCCCUGGGCGUCCCUGUCGACCUAGACGAAAUCCUGCCCGCCUCAAAACAAAAAAAGCUCGUCCUCCCCUCCAUAAAUUUCGAGGGCAGCCCAUCGCCCUCCAACACGGCAACAGGCGGCGCCCCGUCCUCCGUCAGCAGAGUGAAAGCGGACGGCCAGGGACGCUCCUCGACAUCUCUCGACUCUGUCCGCUCUACAUCGCACACCCGCGCCCCACGACGUCGUGGGCCCCAACCACCUCCAGAAUUAGAUCUUUUGGCCGUCCGUCGUCUAUGCGCAACUACAGAUGCGGCUCUGGAUAACUUUACGGACGACGAGCUGAAGCAGCACAUCUCGCGACUGGAGGAGAUGACUCGGCGCGCCAGUGAGGUGUUGGAAUACUGGCUCAAGCGCCGUGAUGCGCAGAUUGGAGAGAAAGAAGCGUUCGAGGGCGUUAUUGAGAACUUGGUGAAACAUGCUCGGCAGGUGAGGAAGUAG